Molecule: messenger RNA, 9285 nt
Organism: Anolis carolinensis (green anole)
Lineage: Eukaryota; Metazoa; Chordata; Lepidosauria; Squamata; Anolidae
Gene: kif3c
Product: kinesin family member 3C
Exons: 9
Coding region: 144-2690 (848 amino acids)
Biological process (GO): microtubule-based movement; mitotic spindle organization; spindle elongation
Cellular component (GO): microtubule associated complex
Molecular function (GO): ATP binding; microtubule binding; microtubule motor activity
Source: RefSeq, a predicted model, not a curated record
GGCUUGAUCUAUCCCCGCCCCUUGCGUGGCUCCUCCCUCCCUGCGCGGCGCUCAUUCGUGUCCUGACCGCGGGAGAGGAAGGAUCGUCCGGGGAUGCGCGAGGCGGAGGCGGAGGCGGGCGCGGGCGAGGGCGCGGCGCGGUGAUGCCUGCUCCGGGGACGGGCGGCGGGGGCGGCGGGGGCGGGGAGGCGCUGCGGGUGGUGGCGCGGUGCCGCGGCCUGUCCCGGCGCGAGGCGUCCCAGGGCGCGGAGCGGGCCGUGUUCCUGGACCGGGCGCAGGGGCAGGUGCUGCUGCGGGCCUCCCCGGGCGACCCGGCGGCGCUGAAGAGCUUCUCCCUGGACGGCGUGUUCGGGGGCGGCGGGGGCGAGGAGGGCGCGCUGUUCGCGGCGGCGGCGGCGCCCGUGGUGGAGGCGGCGCUGGGCGGCGUCAACGGGACCUUGCUGUGCUACGGGCAGAGCGGCUCCGGCAAGACCUUCUCGCUCUUCGGGCCCGGCGGGGACGGCGAAGAGGGCGCGGAUGAGGAUGCGGAGAUCGCAGAAGGGGAGUCAGAAGACACUGAAAGUCUUUCGGAUCCCGUGCCCUGCCGGGGCUUGCUCCCUCUGGCGGCCGAGCUGCUCUUCGCCCGCAUCGCCGGGGCCGCCCCGGAGCAGCGCUUCCUCGUCCGCGCCUCCUUCCUGGAGGUCUACCUGGAGGAGGUGCGCGACCUUCUCGCCCCGCCAGGUUCGGGUCUCGGCUCGUCGCCGCGGCGGCUGGAGCUCAAGGAGAGCCCCGAACGAGGCGUGUACCUCAAGGACCUCUCCGCCUUCGUGACGAAAGAUGCCGCCGAGCUGCGCCACGUCCUGCGCUUAGGCCAGCGCUGUCGUGCCCGCGGGGCCACCGCCGUCAACCCCCGCAGCUCCCGCUCGCACGCCGUGGUGCUCCUCACCAUCGAGUGCAGCCAGGACGGCGAGGCCGAGCCGGUCCGCGUGGGCAAGCUGCACCUCGUAGACCUGGCCGGUGGGGAGAGGCAAGGACGAGGCGGAGGUGUCGGAGUCGGUGUCGUCGGCGGAGGUCGGGAGGCGGCACGCAUCAACCUGUCGCUGUCGGCGCUGGGGCACGUCAUCUGGGCGCUGGCGGAGGGGCGGUGCCGCACCCACGUGCCCUACCGGGACUCCAAGCUGACGCGGCUGCUGCAGGACUCGCUGGGGGGCUCGGCGCGCACCGCCCUGCUGGCCACGCUCAGCCCGGCCUCGCUCUGCCUGGAGGAGAGCCUCUCCACGCUGCGCUUCGCCGGGAGGGCCAAGCGCGUCCGCAACCGGCCCCGCGUCAACGAGGACCCCAAGGACGCCCUCCUGCGGGAGUUCCGCGCUGAGGUGGCCCGGCUCAAGGCCCAGCUGCAGAAGAGGGGCAUGCUGGGAGGUGGCGGCGGACUCAAGCACCGGCACCACCACCGGCAGAGGAAGAAGGGCCCCGGCGGGGUGGACAACGAGGAGGACGAGACCGAGGACGACGACGAUGACAACAACAACAACAACAAUAGCCGGGACGGGACAUCUCCACAACAGCAGCGGGAAGAGGACGGGCGGCUCCUGGAGAAGAAGGUGGAGGGCUACCUCAAGGCCCAGAAGGAGCGGCUGGAGCAGGAGAAGGCCGCCAUCCAGGACGACCGCAGCCUGGUCAGCGAGGAGAAGGCCCGGCUCCUGGAGGAGAAGGAGAGCAUGCUGGGCGAGCUGCGCAAGGAGCGGCAGGCCACCGAGCACCUGGCCGCCAAGUACAAGGCCAUGGAGAGCAAGCUGCUGAUUGGAGGGAGGAACAUCAUGGACCACACGAACGAGCAGCAGAAGAUGCUGGAGCUCAAGCGCCAAGAGAUUGCCGAACAGAAGCGCCGCGAGCGCGAGAUCCAGCAGCAGAUGCUUCUGCGCAACGAGGAGACCAUGGAGCUGCGGGAGACGUUCACCUCUUUGCAGCAGGAAGUGGAGAUCAAGACCAAGAAGCUGAAGAAGCUCUACGCCAAGCUCCAGGCGGUGAAGGCCGAGAUCCAGGACCAGCACGACGAAUACAUCCGCGUCCGGCAAGACCUGGAGGAGGCCCAGAACGAGCAGACCCGGGAACUCAAGCUCAAGUACCUGAUCAUUGAGAACUUCAUUCCUCCGGAGGAGAAGAACAAGAUCAUGAACCGGCUCUACUUCGACUGUGAGGAGGACCAGUGGAAGUUCCAGCCGUUGGUGCUGGGUGCGGCUGGCCCGAGACCCACGAAGGCUCAGAUCAAGUUAAAAACAAGCAGCAGCAGUGCCAGCAGCGCCCUGAGCAGCACCGCGGGAGCCACGCAGAUGAAGCGCCGACCGGCCUCCGCCGUGGGCUACAAGCGGCCCAUCAGCCAGUACGCCCGGCUCGCCAUGUCCAUGGGCUCCCAUCCGCGCUACCGGGCCGAGAACAUCAUGUUCCUGGAGCUGGAUGUCUCCCCACCGACCAUCUUUGAGUUUGAGAUCACGGGCGACCCCGCGGAGCAGGACCCCCGGGCGCUGCACCUGGAGCGCCUCACCCGCCUGGACAGCCUCCUGGAGCCGCCGGCCGCCUCCCGCGUCCGGAAGUCCCGCUCCUGGUGCCAGGCCCCUCGCCCCCUGCCCUCCUCCACCAGCCACGUCUCCUUGGCCUCCGGCUCACAGACCCCUCCCACGGCGGCGGCGGCGGCAGUAGCGGCUCAUCAGUAGUGUCUCCCCCCCCCCGACCCGACCCCCUUCCCUUCUGUCCUUCCUUUGCACUGGGGAGGGGGCCGCCCUCCUCUCCCCCUCCCUCCCCCCUCCCUCCCUCCCCCCUCCCUCCAUGGAGGACCCCGGGGUCCAGGGAGGGUCUCCCCUGCACUAACUCACCCCUGUCUGUGUAGCCCCUUCUUGUCUAUGUCUGUCUGUCCGUCUGUCUAUAGGAGGAGGGGGUGGCUCCUGGGAAGGGUACAGCACCCCCUGCCCUCCUUGGAUCCCCCCACUCUAUUUAUUUAACAUAUUUAUUUAUGGUGUGUCUUCGUGAUGGUGAUGAUGAUGAUGAUGGGGUUGUUAGACUGAGCGGCGUCCAGCCUCGGCCAAUGCACAAUGUUCCUAGGAGGCAGCCCUGGCUUGCUCUUCAUCCCGUGGAUAAUUCUGAGCACACUUUUUGGGGAAGAGGCUGUCAGCGUUGUAAAGAAGCUUUUGGAGCUUGGAAGCUCUGGAGCGUAGAAGGACGGACACUGGGAGACGUCAGGAAAAUCAAUGCACACAGUUUUACUGUGUAGAGCAGCAAAUACAGCACAUACAGACUAGGCAGGCAGACAACUAACAACCGAUGACUGAUAACUGGUGGCUGAUGCAAGAGGAAGGAACUCACUCUUAUAUCUGGAUCCUCCUUCUUUGCAGACAUUUCUGAUUAACUCUUUCAACGUCCAUACACUUCAGAUGAUGCCAUCACUUUGCAAUCCCAGGCACAGCACAAAUUACAUUUAAACAUUCACCUUACACAAAUCUUACAUUAACAGAGGCCACUGAGCAUCAUGCGCUAGGCUGCAGCAGUGGUCCCUAGCCCCCCACUCACCCCCUUUCCUCAACAAUACUGGGAGUCCUGGUUGGCCGUGCCGUGUGUCCUUCUGGCGGAGCUCGCCCUCCUCUCCUGAAAGGGGUGAUUUGGGAGUACCCCAAUCACAUAAAAACCACCGGGCUUGCCAAGCCGCUAUGAGCACACUCGGAGACCAAAGAGUUGAGGACAAAACACCUUUAUUGUAGCUACAGACAGACAAUAGCAACACAGGCAGUGAAGCUGGCAAAAAUUGUCUGCCCCGAGCAAAUCUGCCCGGGGUCUUUUAUACCCUACUUGUUUACGCAUUUCUAGUUCCCCAUUCUGGACUGGGCUUUACUGGAAAAACCACCAGUACAGUUUGUGGUCGGCAGGCACAUCCUGCCUUGUAAACAACUCCAGGAUGUAGCCCACCACAAACUGUAGAACAUUUCAACAGGUGAAGCGAAAGUACAUGCAUUGCAUACAUUUCUCAGAAUCGGCCGACCACAAGCUUAACCACAACUGAAACUUGCUAAACACACAGGACACAUGCUAUCUUGUCACAAGACAGCAAGUUGCAAAUUCUUAUCUUUAUUUCUGAAGUGAGACUGAUCUUCUGGUUUCAAGCAGACAGGCAUUCUAAAAUGGAGUCACUUUGGUUCAGUGAUCCCUUCACUCCCACCUUCUGCCCCCCAAAUCUCAUAGAACGGACUCCCUGUUUGCACAGAAAGAACCUGGGCCCCAGUGAUGGAAAUGCUGCACAGGGGUGGGCUGGGGGUCUUAUUCCAUGCUCCCCCCCCCCCACAUCCCAUUCUCCCCAUGACAGAGCGCACUUUCUCUGAGGUGAAUUCCCAUUAAAAUAGCAGAGUAAAAUGCAGCAGUGAGACUUACGCGGUGUGAGUUUUGGAAGGCCUCUUGAGUCUUCAGGAAGGCAAAGGAACACAAAGUUAGCUUUAAAGUUUAAAAGCAUUUAUUGAGGUAAAAAGAAAUCCAUUAAUGGAUAGAAAAGGUUUGGAGCUAACUAGCUAAUCUAUCCUGUUCUAAUACACAUAGACGGAUCAAAAUAACAAAGGUAUAGAUAGCUACAUCUUGGAAAAUAGGAGCGGACAGAGUGCGUCCUCUCUCUGGAACAAAGCAGGAAAAGGCGACCCACCUCAUGGGUCGCUUCUUCUCUAGGGCCAUAAACAUUCCAAAGGCCAAAUUGGGAAGUUACGACAACCCUAGGAGAGAUCACAUUUCUAAAGUAUCUAAAGGGUGGGUUGACCUAAAUAGGACAGGAAGGAGGAAACAAUAGUGAGAAGCUUAAUCAAAGCAUGCAUGGAACUGGGGAAGAUGUCCCUAGCUCUUUUCUAGUCUUCCUAUCUAACCAUAGAGACUUGAGCAGUACAGGAUGACAUUUUUCCAACACUCUCCACCUGUUGACCUCCAUUCCCAGAAUCAUGGCUCAAGCGCUGUGCGAUUGGUCACCCAUGAGGCACUAUUGUGUUGUGAUGGGGGGGAAGGGGGCUCUGCCAUGUGGAAAACAGCCACAAAGCAGACCCCUGGAUCCCCUGGCAGGUUACCCACAAUCCCUUUGGGCUGGCAGCUGAGGAAGCCAAUGGACCAUCCAAAGUAGUCGUCAGAAAGGAUUCCUGUGGCUUUUUUUUUUUUCGUGUCGGGAGCGACUUCAGAAACGGCAAGUUGCUUCUGGUGUGAGAUAAUGGGCUGUCUGCAAGGACGUUGCCUGAAUGUUUGGCACUUUUAUCAUCCUUGUGGAAGGCUUCUCUCAUGGCCCCGCACGAGGAGCUGGAGCUGACAGAUGGGAGCUCACCCACUCUCCCUGUAUUUGGAUUCUGGAGAGGAAAGGGGGUUUUUUGUGUCAGGAGCAACUUGAGAAACUCUGAGUCGCUUCUGGUGUGAGAGAAUGGGCCAUCUGCAAGGAUGUUGCCCAGGGAACAUUGCCAGGAUGUUUUGAUGUUUUACCAUCCUUGUGGGAGGGUUCUCUCAUGUCCCCACAUAGAGCUGGAGCUGACAUAUGGGAGCUCACUCACUCUCCCUUUAUUUGGAUUCUGGAGAGGAAAGGGGGGGUUUUUUGUGUCAGGAGCAACUUGAGAAACUCUUGAGUCGCUUCUGGUGUGAGAGAAUGGGCCAUCUGCAAGGAUGUUGCCCAGGGAACAUUGCCAGGAUGUUUUGAUGUUUUACCAUCCUUGUGGGAGGCUUCUCUCAUGUCCCCACAUAGAGCUGGAGCUGACAUAUGGGAGCUCACUCACUCUCCCUGUAUUUGGAUUCUGGAGAGGAAAGGUGUUUUUUUUGUGUUGGGAUCAACUUGAGAAACUGCAAAUCGCUUCUGGUGUGAGAGAAUGGGCCGUCUGCAAGGACGUUGCCCAGGGAACAUUGCCAGGAUGUUUUGAUGUUUUGCCACGCUUGUGGGAGGCUUCUCUCAUGUUCCCACAUGGAGCUGGAGCUGACAUAUGGGAGCUCACCCGCUCUCCUUGUAUUUGAACCAACAACCAGCAGUCCUGCCGACGCAAAGGUUUAACCCAUUGUGCCACUGGAGAGGAGAGUGGAGCCUGCACACCCAGGGGCGGCUCAAGCUAUAGGCAAACUAUGCAUUUGCGGAAGGUGCAAUCCUCGAGGGGGUGCAGUUGAGGCAAGGGCCUGGGCCUUUGGAAGAAUCCGGAGCGAAAUCCAGGCCAGGCCUUUGUCGGAGGGAAGAGUUUGGGUGGGCACCAAAAAUAUUGCUUGCUUACGCUUGAAAAUUACCUAGGGCCGGCCCUAUGCACAUUAAGGGGGAUCCCCUGCUCCAGAGCUUCCUUAUGUUCAGUGUCUCACUCUCUGCUUCAUGGCUUGCCUUUUGGUGUGUCGGCUGCUCUUUGGUGGCCACUCCAGUGGCCCCGCUCGGAGACACAAAUAGUCCAAUGGCAAGUGCUGGGCGCCACUACCUUAGUGUACCCUUCAAUCCAAACACCAAGGACACCACGGCUGGUCCCUUCAAGUGACAGGGAAACGAUGUCUUCAGAUAGCGGUCACCCUGGCGGUGGCAGCCACGAUGGGUGACCGGAGGAAGUAGAUGAGGAAGGUGUUGUGGUAAUCUCUGAGCGGUUAGACUCCAUUUAACCCUCUCUGGGGGAGAUUCCACCAAAAUGCAGCAGAGUAGCAAAAGCAAAGCUUUCAAAUGCAGCAGUUACUUACACGGGGUGAGCAAGAGAAACCUUUCAACUUAGGAUGGCAAUGGACUGCAGAGUCUCAGUAAAAGACUCAGUAAAAGACUCAGUAAAAGUUCAAAAAGUAUUUAUUCAGGUAAAAAGAACUCCGUUGUAGAUAGAAAGGCUUGGGAGCUGUCUAGUCUACUCUAGACUGGUUUCUAAGGGAAAAUAACAACCACCUAAAUAGUUACAUCUUGCCAGGAGAGAUGGCAGGACGCUGCUUGUUAGCUAGAAGAACAAAGGGAGAAGAGAGAACCAGAAUGGUUCCAACCUCAUGGUCCAGUUUACUGGGGCCAUAAAAGACAUUCUGACCAAUGAGAAGUUAGUGUCCCUGGAGAUUCACAUUUCUACUAACUUCAAAGUAAGGGAUGUGACGUACACAGGAUAGAGUGAAAACACAGUAAAGCCUGUCUAGGCAUGCUUUGGAAACAGGGAAAGGAUUCCCUCAAUCUAACUCUAUCAUCGAACUACAUCUAGACUUGAGUAGUCCAGGGUGAUUCCCAACAGAAGGGCCCUCAGUUAAGGGGAGAAGGUCUAGGAGACGGGCAGCUGCCUUUCUUUGGGGCUGAGAUCCAGAGGGAGGGGUCCAGAUCCCCUUUCCAGGGCCUUGCGCUGCAGAACGACCCUUCCUCCAGUCUCUGUGUCUUGCAUUUGGUGGCCUGCUUCACUGAGGUUGGGCUACCAAGCCCUUCCAAGCCCUGGCCCAUGACCCCGUUGUCCUUGUGAGCAGAGGCCCAGCGGGGACCCUGAGGCUCUUUGCAGCCCCCGUUUCCCUGAGGAGCAGCCCAAGUAAGAAUCAUAGAAACCUAGAGUUGGAGGAGACCUCAUGGUCCACCGAGUCCAACCCCAUUAGGCCAAGAAGCAGGAAAGUCGCAUUCCAAGCACUCCCGACAGAUAGCCAUCCAGCCUCUGUUUCAAAGUCUGCAAAGAAGGCACCUCCACCGGGCUUCCAAGGCAGAGAGUUCCACUGCUGAACAGCUCUUUGUAACACACAGUCAUGUUCAGGUGGGGUCUCCUUUCUUUCCUGUCAUUUGAAGCCCUUGUUCCAUGUCCUGGCUUGCUCUUUCUUCCCUAUGGCUUCCGUCCCCGCACAUCAUAACCCAUAGCUCUCCUCAUGUCUCCUGUCUAUCAGCCUUCCCUUCUGCAGGCUGAACAUGCCCAGCUCUUUAAGCCGCUCCUCAAAGGGAUUCUUAUUCUCCAGACCCUUGAUGCUUUGAGUCGCCCUCCUCUGGGCACACUCCAGCUUCCUCGUGUUCCUUGUUCAUCCGUGUGCAUUUAUGGGACCCCCAUUGGAGACCCCAGGCAGCAGAGGAGCCCAUGGGCAGCACAAUGCGGGUAGCACACCUGCCCGAGCAUCCCUUCCCCUCCAUUCUUCACUGGCGUGGUUUGAACUCCUCCACGGCCCCCUCAGUAAUGCACCCAUGGUUGGGGGCCAGAGGUGGGGUGGUCCUCUGGGCUCUCCUUACAGCACAAAAGCAGGGUGGAAACUGGGGGUGAAACACCUUGAGGCACACCUGAGUGCCAAGGCCCGUUGGAUGCGGAGGUGACCGGCUGGCUUUUGGCUUGUCGGAGGCCGAAUGAAAGACCUAGCCAAGCCACGGAGGCCAUUCCUUCCCAUUAGCAAAGCGGGGAGGCAUUUGCACUGUGUCUCUCUCUCUCCAAGACGUUUUCGCUGAGAGAUGCUCGUCAAGACUCCUUGGACUGGUAUGGGCUGGGCUGGGGCUGGCCACCCUCGGCUUCAGGAACGGACUAAGGACAUCUUUGGGGGAUGAAGUGGGCUUUUCCUCUCAAGGGCGCACUGCCAAGGGCGGCGGCAUCAGCACAUGGCCUUGGAUGCCAGAGUGCCCUUUGUGUGCUGCCCGCCCGCUGUCUCGCUUUCUCUCUCCGGACACUCGCUCUCCUGCCCUCCUUGCCUCCCAGCCUGCCGCUGGCCUCCAGGACGUCCGAGCACAAGACUAAACCCCAGGACAAUUGUACAGAAAUGCUGAUAUUUGGCACGGGGGCCGUUGCUGACCCUGUCACGGUGGGCUGAGUGACCCCUUGGCCCUGUGGCCGCGACCCAAGCUGUAGGCUUCCGAUGUUCCUUGUUCUGUGUAUGUGGGCGAGUCUGUAUUUACGUGUGAGUGAGUGUUCCAUGGUGGGUGCGUGUGCAGGCGUCCGGUUGGGGAAACGCUUGUGGGGUCCUCUCUGGGUGGGUGGGAGGGUGGGAGGGAGGGUCCGGAAGCGGGAAGAGGGAGGGAGGGGAGGGGAGGGUUUGUUGAUGGGUGCGUUGGUUGGUUGGCAGGCGAGGCGGCCAGGACCAAACUCUUUGUGCCUGUUGGUGUGGUGAUUCCCGUAGGCAGUCAGAAGUCGGUGUUCGGUGGCCCACGCUUGUCGCUCUCUCUCUCUCUACGUAUGAAUAUACUGGACAUGUUAUGCAUACCUAUAUUAUACAAAGUGUACUGGCAGAUGCUGUUCCCCCCACAAUCCCCUCCUCUGGUUCUGCUCUCCAAACACAACUGUCACGUUGCUCCGCCCCGGUGCCGGCCUGGGUGGCUGCGCCGGAGCAGCACUGCGACCGAAUCCCGGCAGUGACAAUAAAGGAAUGAGCAUUGUCCAA